GCGACCUCCCGCGGGCGGGGCGAUUUGCUUGGCGGCUACUGGAGAGCCUGGGAGCUAUGGGUCUAUGUAUACUUCCCAUCAUUAGCCCCAGAGCUGGAGGUGGUAGGGAUUCCCAUGACCCCAUAUUCAUUGGUGUUCGAGGGCCCACACCGGCCGAGGCCUCGAGAGACCCUCCUUCGCCUGCGACAGUACUUUGACACUGUGCGACAUUCAGAGAUUACAUGGCAGCCAUGGGUGUCCCUGGGUGAUGGUCUCCGACUUCAGUAUACCGGAGCAUCGGACAUCUCCCAGUAUAGGGUCCUGCUCGAAGGGCCGGUUGGCAGGGCCUGGUUCCUGGGGGAACGCUUUUUGCGCCAGGUAUGGGGGUAUCUUUCUCAGGAUAUUCCCGCAGUACCCCCAGCCAGUAUGCGGACCGCUGACAGACUCUCUUACUCGGAGGUAGUCGGCGCCAUGCUGGGUACUGAUGCUUUGCUAUAUAUUGAGAAGGGAGACUACGCCACUUACCGUCACAUAUAUUUGAUGCCCCCAUUGACGGAAGCUCGUAUCCCGAUGAUGAGGCCUGCUGGUAUGUCAUCCUCGGGCCAGGCUCAGGCUCGGGCUGCAGACGCCCCUUCUUCUAGCAGGGCUGGUACAUCUAGAGGUGGGAGUAGACCAGUUCCUCCGGCUCCGUCGGUUCAUCCUCAUCCCGGAUGGCCAGAUAUGCCUACUGAGUUGAUGGCGUGGCAGUAUGGGGCUAUCUCUCCGACCCCGAUCCCGCUAGAGCCUCCGAUGCCCAGUGAUCGAUACGCCAUUGAUCCGGACUCACCGCCGCCAUCGCGAGGGUACAUGGAGGAGGUGGUUGGACUGGUGGCCACACUCGAGGGCAUGGUCCUGCGUAGGGAGGCACAGUUGUCUGUCGCGGGCAUUCAGAUGCCUUCAUGGUCCGGUCAGCCGCAGUCCAGGCCACCUGGGCCUCCUUGGGGAGUUGGGCCAUCUGGGCCUUUUCAGGGGGCGGGGUCAUCUCGGCCUUCCCGAGGAGCCGGGCCAUCUAGGCCUUAUCGAGGAGCUCGAGGAGGGCCCGUCCGCAGACGCCGGGCUCACGUUGUGGAGGUGGAGCCUGACGAGGAGGAGGAGGAUGCUGAGGAGGAGGAGGAGGCUACCGACCGUCAGUCAGAGACAUCUGCUGAGGAGGGAGGCUCCGAUUUUGGCUCAGGGAAUAGAGGCGAGGCCGAGGGGGAUCCUGAGGAUGACAGCUCUGACUCAGAUGGUGGUGCGGAGAUUGUCCCGCAGAAGAGGAUGAGGCGUGCUUCUCGUUCCCGCUCCCGAGGACUUUGAUGCUGCUAUUUCCUGCUUUAUUUUCCUUUUUUACUAGUAGUUUGUAGCACUUUGCACAUUGUUAGGCAGUUUUAUUUUUUGUAAAACUUGUU
Messenger RNA from Camellia sinensis, 1406 nucleotides. Lineage: Eukaryota; Viridiplantae; Streptophyta; Magnoliopsida; Ericales; Theaceae. The record is from RefSeq and is a predicted model, not a curated record.